Molecule: messenger RNA, 893 nt
Organism: Oryza sativa Japonica Group (Japanese rice)
Lineage: Eukaryota; Viridiplantae; Streptophyta; Magnoliopsida; Poales; Poaceae
Source: RefSeq, a predicted model, not a curated record
CAACUACCUCGCCAUUGCCACCACCAGCAGCAGCUCGCCAUCCAAGCAUCAAAGCUUCUAAACUGAAGCUUAAUCUAUAUAUAAGGAGAGUUCAUUUUGAUUUUGGUGAGGAAGAAGUAGUAGAAGUGAAUUAGUGAUAUCGAUCAGAGUGUGAAGAAGAUGUCUCUGGUGAAGCUGUUUGAUACGUUGGCGUUCGACGCCUGGAACCCGUUCAGCAUCUUUGGGACGACGGUGGCGGCGGACGCGUGGCUGGCGAGCGACACGUCGGCGUUCGCCAACACGUACAUCGAGAGCCGGGAGACGGCGGAGGCGUACGUGUUCCGGGCGGACCUGCCGGCGGGGGUGAAGAAGGAGGAGGUGCGGGUGGAGGUGGACGAGGGGAACGUGCUGGUGAUCACCGGCGAGCGCAGCGUCCGGCGGGAGGAGAAGGGCCAGCGGUCGCACCACAUCGAGCGCAGCUGCGCCACCUUCUUCGGCAGGUUCCACCUCCCCGACGACGCCGUCGUCGACCUCGUCAGGGCGUCCAUGGACGGCGGCAUGCUCACCGUCACCGUGCCCAAGGUGGUCACUGACAAGCAGCCCGCCAUCGCCGCCGCCGCACCCGUCCCCGCCGUCGUCGCACCCGCUGUCGAGGCGAAGGCAAUCGAAGCCAGCCCGUAGUGAUGCGAUGAACACACACACACACACACAGACAGUCAGUCAAUCCAACGAUCCGUAUGUAUACGUUGUCGUCGAUGAUAAGUUCAAAGUGCUUGCGAGUAAGGUGCUUGCUGUACUUUUGGUUUAAUUACCUUUGGUGUGAAAUGCUUUCUCGAUGUAAGACAAGAAAGCUAGUAGCAAAAUCAUACUAUUUGCUUGAUGCAAUACAUGUUCCAUCUUAGUUCCCUUACGUA